UUUACCCUUCCUCCUUUUGUGAUGGAAAAAUAGACCCAUCAAAUAUUUAAACGGCAGACCUGGGUUCUCUAACGAAGACUGCGAAAAUUUCGAAACAAGCAAGGAAGAUUUUUUAAGGAGAGAACUUUUAUCAUGGAGGUUUUAUGAUCGAAAACAACAGAAGUGACAGAUAGAAAGGUGUCCAUCGAGUGUGGUUUAGCGGUCGCCUUGCAGCGUAUUCAUAAUUCUCACUUAGAGUAUUCACCAGAAGAGUAUAAACAAAGGGGAUUUGCACUGGUAUUGUAGAAGAAAGCGAUCUUCUAUACUGGAAAGGAAACGGAUUCGACUAUCACAUCCAACAUACGGCUGUGCAUACAUUUUGCAAGCUGCACGCUAGAAGUUCCUCGAUGAAGAUGGUUCUGAGAAUUCUACAAAAAACCGCGAAUAACGGGUAUCUUACGUGGUCGAAUACUUAAUAACUACGGUUAUUAAUUUCUCCGCAAGUUUUCUAAACGUCUUGGCAACUCGAUUCGAAGGAUCUAAAUUACAAUGUUGACGUUUUAUAGUUGCACGUAUAGCAUCUCUAGGUACUUGAGUACAACAACUUUACCAUCACAAGCAACAAGAACUAAACGAUUUAUUAUGCCGAUAAUCAUAGCCACCCUAUUUUUAUCAUUCCAUUCAGCGUCAGCCCAAAGUGAUAAUAAUGUGACGAACGUUCAAACUUGCGUUUCGUGCCCGACCGGAGCGACGUGUUUUACGGACGAAGCGAGAAAUAUGACCAAAGAAUGGGGAUACGAUGGCUAUAUUUGUUCCUCGUCGCAAGAGUGCUAUGGGGCAAACUCGAUGAACGUUCAAUUACCCCGUCAGAUUCCUGUAGUCAUACUUCUGGGUGAUCGUCUCACAUUUGUGCCUUGGAGAGAGCAAGAUUUCGAGUUCCAACCAUACAAUCUCUCAAAGGCAGACUUCGAUAAGUGCAAUGUAGUUGGUACAUCUCUAUCGCCGUCACUGACAGGAGAUCCGGUUGUUGUUGAGGACAGAUACCUGCGGCCACCAGGAAUCAAGUACUUUGCAGUCAAAACGAAUAAUAAUCUAUUCACCUGUGAUUUUGGCAUGAAGUUAGAAGUCAGUGUUCGCAGUAAGGAGCCAUGCAUUAACCCCAAUGAUAGAAGUACGGGUGUGUGCAGUGGAAAGGGGCAGUGUGUAAUGCUGGGGCAAUUCUUUACCUAUAACAUGACUUGUAAGUGUUGUGAUUAUUAUACUGGUAAAUACUGUGAAGAGCUGAACAGUUGUUUGCGUAGCCCAUGCCAGAAUCAAGCGACAUGUUUAGACAUCAAUGCAGGGCUUCGAGAUGCCUACAACUGUAGUUGUGUACCUGGAUUUACUGGGAAAAACUGUGAGAUAAAUAUCGAUGACUGUGCUUCCAGGCCAUGUUUGAAUGGGGGAUUGUGUGUUGAUGGUGUUAACAGCUACAGUUGUCUUUGCCAACCAGAUAUAAAUGGGGACAACUGUGAAAUUGUUACCCCAAAUCGCUGUCAGCCAAAUCCUUGUGAAAAUGGGGGAACUUGUGACAGGACUGUUGGAAACGAUGGAUCACGAUCAAAUUAUAGUUGUACUUGUGUAUCAGGCUAUACAGGUAGAAACUGCACAGAGCGUGACCUCUGUGAGCCUGAAAACCCUUGUGCAAAUGGAGGAACCUGUCAGAGAACUAUUGGAAGUGACGGAUCUCUUGGCUAUAACUGCACGUGUGCACCAGGCUAUCUCGGAACAAACUGUACAGAGCGCAACCUGUGUGAGCCAGUUAACCCUUGUAUAAAUGGAGGAACAUGUAAGAGAACUGUUGGAAGUGACGGAUCUCCUGGCUACAACUGCACAUGUGCACCAGGCUAUCUCGGAACAAACUGUACAGAGCGCAACCUGUGUGAGCCAGUCAACCCUUGUGUAAAUGGAGGAACAUGUAAAAGGACUGUUGGAAGUGAUGGAUCACCUGGCUAUAACUGCACAUGUGCACCAGGCUAUCUCGGAACAAACUGUACAGAGCGCAACCUGUGUGAGCCAGUUAACCCUUGUGCAAAUGGAGGAACAUGUAAAAGGACUGUUGGAAGUGAUGGAUCAGCUGGCUACAAUUGCACAUGCAUAGAAGGUUUUACAGGGAAAAAUUGUUCAGAGAUCACACCAUCCUCUUCUUCAGUACCUACCCCAUCCAGUUCAAGUGAUAUCCAAAAAACAGCGAUCAGGUCCACAUCAGUCACUGUCCAGUAUUCUACUUCUUCUGUGCCAAUCAUAGCAAUCACAACAAGCUAUGAUAUGGCAGAAACAACUUCCUUGGUAUCAACACUUCAGUUACUGACAACACCCGCAGCUACUCUCCCCACAGAUAGUCUGAAAUCUACAGGAGUUUUUAAACCCACAACUGCGAUUGACACUCAGUUAUCGACCAUUACGCCUACAUCACCCUCAUCCGUAACUUCUUCUGAUGUUGGCAGCACAGAUACAGCAACUAGUACACCUACAUCAUCACCCUCAUCGCCAAUAACUUCUUCAGAUGUUGGCGGCUCAGAUACGUCUUCUUUAAUCAUUAAUACAACUACUUCAGGGAUCACACCCAGGUCAACCAUCUCUGUUACAACUUUAACUACAACUCCCACACAUACUACCACUUCAAUUACUUUGCACCCGUCAUCUGCCAUUCUUGAUAGUUCUCUUGGUCCAGCCUCAACACCCAGAACAACCAUUUCAUCAACAACACACGUAUCAUCAACCCCAAUAGCAUCAUCAUCUAUGGUGAUGACACCAACAGCAAUAAACCCCUCGGCAACAGUAACAACAACUGUGCCAUCCACAUCAGUGGUAGUGAAGCCUGUGCGAGCCAUGACUUGUAGCGACUCUCCUUGUGGACCUGGAACUUGUAUAGAUGUGAAGGACUACCAUGCCCUGGUCAACUUCACAUGUCAGUGUCCAUACAAAACUUUUGGUCCUCGCUGUAGCCGGGACUACACACCACACUUCAUCAGGUUCAGUAAUAACUCCUAUCUUGUUCACAAAGAAAUCGUCACCUCUCCGGAGUUCAACAAAAUAGUGAUAGCGUUCAAGACCAAUGCUACAGACGGGCUGCUGUUCUUUUCCAAGCACGCCUCUUACAGGGAUUUUUUCCAACUUCAUAUCGUCGGAGGAAAGUUGGAGUUCCGGUUUGACCCAGGCGAUAGGCUGGCAGCAAUAAAAAGUGAUGCUGAUGUCAGCAUUGGGAGAAAGAUUACAGCAGUCAUAACAUAUAACAGCAGAACCAAGACAGCUACCCUCCAAGUCGAUAGCGGUGAUGUGUAUCGCAAGGUGUUAUCUGGAGAUCUUGUUGGCAUUAACCUUGGUGACAAAUGGUAUAUAGGUGGUGCACCGCCGAGUAUUUCACUCGGCUCUACAGUGGGUGCGGUGGUGACCCCCUCUCUAGUGGGGUGUAUAUCGGACAUAGAAGUAAACAAUGUAGGCAUCAAACUUACAGAUGCAACUGACUGGUACAAUCUUGGCGAGUGUGAUGCCCCAUGUGUCAAUAACCCCUGCCGCAAUGGGGGAACCUGUACCCCAGAUGCAGAUGACCCUCAUGAUUACGACUGCAAAUGCCCCUCUGGAUAUCAAGGCAAAAGCUGCACCCUCAUCUCAGCAUGUGUGGGGGAUCCUUGUAGUGGCGGUCGUUGUAUUGUCUCCAACUCUUCACAGCCACAAAACCAUGUGUGUCUCUGUCCUUAUGGGAAGGCGGGAGUGUCAUGUGAACAUGACAUCAGCAUUUCAGUUCCUGGUUUUACUAUGCUGCAUGGCUAUGCCUCGUACAUCCAGUAUGCCACUCCCACACCUGGUGCCAGCCAUUUUGACAUAACCAUGCAGUUCAGAGUAGAUGACCCCAUUGCUUGGAAUGAUGCCUUGCUGCUGUACAGCAGUCAGGACAGGUACCUUGGUGGAGGAGAUUUUAUUGCUCUUGGGUUAAAAGAUGGACAGGUCUUGUUACAAUAUAACCUUGGUAGCGGUCUAGCGAGAAUAAGAAGUUGUUCACUAAACAAGACUCAAGAUUGGCAUACUGUGACUGCCGGUAGGUCAGGCCCAGAGGGCUACGUCUAUGCAGACAACUGUGAAAAAGUUAGAGGGAGUUCCGAAGGAAAUCUACAAGAACUGAACCUCUACGCUCCACUUUUUAUUGGUGGCGUACAUGACCUAUCAGAGCUUCCUACUUAUGUUGACUUUAAAUCUGGUUUCCGUGGAAACCUUUAUGGCAUGGCUAUACGAUUCUCCAACCAGGAAGUGUGGCGAAAUCUAUCAUUGCUGCAGACACAGGGAGUCUCUGAGAGAGUUGAAGCUGGGAGUAACAUUGGAAAUGAGAGCUAUAAUGAGUGUAUUUCACAGACGCCGCCAUGCCUUAAUGGUGGAAACUGCACCCGUCAUGCUGCAACGUAUGUUUGCAGGUGUCUUCCUGGAUGGAGAGGUCUUUACUGUGGGAGCCGUUCAAUUCCGUGUUUAGACUAUAACCCUUGUGCCUUCGGGUCCACAUGCAGAGAAAAGCAAGGUGUUGUCACAUGUGACUGUCCACUUGGAAGAACAGGGCUUACAUGUAGUCAAAAGCUGAACAUCCAAGUGCCCCUAUUCAAAGAGUCAUCCUACAUGGAAUUUAAAUCUCCAGCCUAUAUCAGAACCGUCACUUCUAUUGUAAUAAAGUUCACACCAAAAGCUCUGAAUGGGCUGCUGUUUUACACAACACAUAAGAUAGACAGUCUCAGGGGUGACUUCAUCUCUCUUGCUCUUCACAAUGGCUUCAUCCAGGGAAGGUUUGAUCUAGGGAGUGGCAUAGGUUUUGGGCAGACAACUCAGCCUGUUACCAUUAACACAGAAGUCACCGUGAUCCUAAAUAGAACUCGAAAUUCUGGAAGCCUACAAUUGAACAAUGACCCACCAGUAGCUUUCACAUCUCCUGGGAACGCUGUCGCUUUAGACGUGACAUCAAACCUGUACUUGGGAGGAGCUCCGCAGCUGUCGUCUGUCAAUCCCAGAGCAGUAGAGGAUGUGAUGUCUCUUAGGGAUUAUACAGGAUGUAUAUCUGAAGCAAAGGUGAAUAAUCAGGUCCUGGUGCUGACAGAAGUAGGUGCUGUGUCAGGACGGAACAUUGACAACUGCGCUACACAGGGGGCAGUGGCUUAAAUGUCGGACACCAGAGUAAUACAGAAUAUUUUUGUGUAAAUUUAUAGCCAUUAGUGAAACCCUUAAAAAUGGCUAUUUUUUUAGGAUUUAAAAGCAAACAAUGCAAUGCAUCCUGGGAGGGAUGACAGGCCAGUCCCGAAAGGGGCUGGUUGCUUGGAUAAUAGCUAUAGAUGGUAGGGCCUACCAGAAUAAAAUACAUAAACUUGAUUUUGUGUGAAAGGCCUCCCAUUGCUCAAGAAACUUUAUUUUUAUUUUUUAAAGAUUGGGGAUGUCUAAACAUUUUAUUUAUAAAUCUUAUUUGUAUAUUGUGUAUUCAUAGUUUUUGAUUGUAAUAUUUUAGUAAAAAGUUAUAGACUACAGUUAA
Molecule: messenger RNA, 5521 nt
Organism: Nematostella vectensis (starlet sea anemone)
Lineage: Eukaryota; Metazoa; Cnidaria; Anthozoa; Actiniaria; Edwardsiidae
Product: protein eyes shut homolog
Exons: 9
Coding region: 529-5157 (1542 amino acids)
Molecular function (GO): calcium ion binding
Source: RefSeq, a predicted model, not a curated record